AUGGUGUACCGCGUAGCUGGUCCCUCUGAGGUGCUUGCCAUCACAGGAUCUUUCUUCACAGAUCCAGACAUAGUACUUGCUAAGAAGAAGUGGAUAUGGCCUGGCCAAAAGUGGGUCAAAGUCGACUUAACUCCGGUGAACUACACCUUCCAAGUCCAAGCCAUGAGCGCCGAGAAGCUCCCCUUCAUCCUCCCGGCGGUCUUCACCAUCGGCCCCAAAGUGGACUGUAAUGAGAGCAUGUUAAGAGCUCGUCCAGGUGUCAUCGAGGGUGAGACUCGUGUCCUCGCCGCCUCCAUGACCAUGGAAGAGAUCUUCCGCGGCACCAAAUCAUUCAAGCAAGAGGUUUUUGAUAAAGUUCAGCUCGAACUCGAUCAGUUUGGCCUUCGCAUCUAUGAUGCCAAUGUCAAACAACUGGUCGACGUCCCAGGCCACGAGUACUUCUCCUACCUAGGCCAGAAAACCCAGAUGGAGGCUGCCAAUCAAGCCAAGUUACUAUAG
Cornus florida is the source of this 498-nucleotide messenger RNA. Its product is annotated as flotillin-like protein 3. The transcript has 3 exons. Bases 1 to 498 code for a protein of 165 amino acids. The record is from RefSeq and is a predicted model, not a curated record. Gene Ontology annotation, cellular component: plasma membrane raft; plasma membrane. Gene Ontology annotation, biological process: protein localization to plasma membrane. NCBI's taxonomy places the organism in Eukaryota, Viridiplantae, Streptophyta, Magnoliopsida, Cornales, Cornaceae.